Molecule: messenger RNA, 2662 nt
Organism: Hemicordylus capensis (graceful crag lizard)
Lineage: Eukaryota; Metazoa; Chordata; Lepidosauria; Squamata; Cordylidae
Gene: PIERCE2
Product: piercer of microtubule wall 2
Exons: 2
Coding region: 1-1515 (504 amino acids)
Biological process (GO): axoneme assembly
Cellular component (GO): axonemal microtubule
Source: RefSeq, a predicted model, not a curated record
AUGGUCAGCUGCGAGGCUCGACCUGACGAGCGGCCAGCCUGCAGAAAGGCCAUGGUGGCUGGGGGUGAUGGUAGCUGUAGUCCAGCAACAACCCCAGCUGGAGGACCGCUGUUGCAGACAGCCAUUCGGGUCCACACAGGGGGGCGCCCCCGGCCGGCGGCCGCCUCCUUCCCUUCCGCCUCCCCGGCUGGGGGCCCCGGGCAGGGUGGGCCUCCUUCGGGGAGCCGGGAGGACCCGCUGCCUGCAUGGCCACCGGCCCUGCGGCCUCCAGGCGGCGGCGGCGGCGGCAACGGGGGGGAGAUGGGGCGGCGGCAGCACCCUCGGGCCGGGCUGCAGCUACUCACGGAAGCGGCGCCGCUCUGCCUGCCUUCGGCCGCUUGCACCGCGCUGCGGCGGAACGAGGAGGGCGCGAGACUACAAGCCCCAGCCGGGAGGGGGCGCCGAAGGGGCGGAGCCACCGUGGCCAAAGGGGAGGAACAAAGGGGGCGCGGCGGCGUCAGCAGGAGGCCGGCCGCGGACGCCGUUUCCGUGGCGACGCGGGCGGAGAGCGAGGGCGCCUCCCUCAGCAGCAGGAGCAGCCCCUGGAGAAGGAGAGGAGGAGGAGGAGGCCGGCAGCGCGCCAGCCCCGCCCCCGCCCCAGCGGCAGCAGGUCCGGCUGGGUCCCGCCGGCGGGGGAGGCGGGAGCGCAGCCCUGGGCUGGCCUGGGGGAGCGCGGCGGCGGCGGCGGCGGCGGCGGCCCUUCUCUCUCUCUCUCGGCAGGGGGCGCUGGGCUGCAACUCUCCCCAGCGCCGUUGCGGCGGCGGCGGGUUGUGGGAACUGCAGGCCCCUCGCCCCAAUCUGGGGAGCGCGCCCGCCCGCCCGCCCGCCGGACAAGCGUCGCUCCGGCCCUCGCGCAGGGGGGAGCCGGCGGGAAAGGCCCGCCCUGCCCGCUGCUGCAGCUCCCCUCCAGGGGCGGCGCGAGGAGGGCCCGCCCGAGGGAAGCGCGUGCCGCCUGGCCCCUGCCGCCGCACUGUCUGUCUGUCUGUCUGUCUGUUGCAGAGGAGGAGGACUCCGAGGAUGGCUUCCUGCGAGGAGGAGGCGGCGGCGGCGGCGGCGGCACCGGCACCAGGCCUCGCAGCAGCAGCAGCAGCCGCCGCCGCCGCCGCCGCAGGGUCCCCCUGUGCCGGGAAGGCGGCGGCGGCGCCAGCGACAGCGGCGGGGUCCGUGCCGUGGUGGCGGCCCUGCGCCAACCCGGGCAACCCGGUCUUCUCGUGCAUGUUGGACGCCCAGGCGCUCCCCAGCCGCCCGCCGCUGAGCCAGAAGCCCCCGCCGCAGCCGCUGCUCUUCCGCACCACCUCCCGCGACUACGGCGCCGUGCCGCCCACCUCGCCCAUGGUGCCCUGCAGGCACUGCCCCCGGGAGAACGCCUUCACCGACCACCUCUUCGCUUGCGGCCUGACCCAGUUCAACGGGAUCAACACUGGCCUGGACCGAGACCGGCCCUGCGACCCGGCCGAGCUGCUGAACGUGCUCUAGGGGCCGCCGACUCGUGCUGGCUGCUGCUGCUGAUGAUGAUGGUUAUUAAAAGGGCUUUCCUCCGAGACGAGCCUCUCUGUGACGGGGGCUCUCGAGGCAGCGCCUGGCCGCCUCCCCGGCUCCAAGGCACUUCCAUGCGAAACCAUUCCCCGCGGAGAAAGGCUGCAGCCCGGCCGCCUCCCGGACCCAGACCUGCUGCUCGGGCCCUCUCUGCUACGAGGCACUUGGUGCGCCGAGGAGUAUUCUGUCACCAGGCCAGUCCCCUCGGCCCUCUGAAGGGGGGCUGCCAGGCAAACACUGGCUGACCACCUCAGUGAGGCAGGGGCCAGGCCCAGCAGGCUGCCCUUGCCCGCUGGGAUUCUGGAGGGAGUCCUCUUCCCCCUCAAGUAGUGGGAAGGAAUGGUCACAACUAGACUCACGCCUGCAUAGGUAGAAUUCCACCCCAAGAAAACUCUUGUGCUUUCUGCACCAGAUCGGAAGAGCAUUUCAUUACUGUGGUUCUCCUACACGGAUCAUGCCCUCUCAGCCCCACAGUUCUGUACACCUGAUAACUUCAAAUACAGAAAGGAGGAUACAUUUACAUAUGAAUACAUUCUUUGCAAAAAACCCAAGCUGCACCAUUAACAAGAGGCUGCAGGACAUUCUCCUACCUCAGCUUGUGCAGCUUCUCAGGUUAUUAAGAGUGGUCACUAAGAAAUGCACUUGCAUUUUAUUCUGAAUUUUCAGAUAUUCUUAAACUUCCAAUUCCCCACUUUUGGCAGACAAAGGGAGGGUCAUGGCACCACACCACCCAGGGGGCUUACAGUUUCCUGAGCAAACUGCAACAACAGGCAUCAAGUCUUGCAACAACAGGCAUCAAGUCUUACUCAGGUCCAGUUUUCAACUAGACAUUGAUAAUAACUGUUUCACACAACAUAGACUUGAGUCUCAGAAAUAACAAUAUUUACUUUGUGGUACCCUUUCUAAACUGGUAUGUAUUUUUAAUUGGUUGUUUUCAAAUAUUUAACUAUACCUCAAAAUGCUACACAGAAUAGUGGUUAUUUUUUACUAUUUUAAGAACUAGGACAUAUAUUUAUCAAGAUUCCCAACAUGAUCUUAUAUUAAUGGAUCAAUUGUUUGAGUUUUCAAUAAAUCCAAGCUCAAGCUG